Messenger RNA from Callithrix jacchus (white-tufted-ear marmoset), 8854 nucleotides. It is a transcript of the gene CRAMP1, whose product is annotated as cramped chromatin regulator 1. Gene Ontology annotation, molecular function: chromatin binding. Lineage: Eukaryota; Metazoa; Chordata; Mammalia; Primates; Cebidae. Gene Ontology annotation, cellular component: nucleus. Gene Ontology annotation, biological process: pattern specification process. The record is from RefSeq and is a predicted model, not a curated record.
GGCGUCGCUGCCACAGCGCGCGGUGUAGCCAGAACUGGCCUCAGGGCGACGGGGCGUCUGCUCCCCCAUUUCGAGACGCCGGCGGGUGCGAGGGGGGCCAGGGCUCGAGGAGCUGCGCCUCCGAGAACGGCCAAGUCCCGCUGGGGGUUGUCGCGAAAAGGAGAGGCCAUCCCUGUGCUCGCUGGGCUUCAGGGAAGGGUCUGGGCGCCGGUGCUUUGGGUGGCGAAGGGGCGCCCCGGGCUCGGACGGCGUCUGCGGUGCGGGGGCGGGUUCGUUUUGCCCAAGUCCGGGGCCCCGGGGCAGCGGGGUGCUCUGCUUCUAGCCCGAGAGAGGCCUUCGGAGAUCUGGGUGCACGGAAGGCGGCGGACUGAGAACGAAGAGUGCGAGGUCCCCGCCACCAAAGCCCCGAAGCCGGGGUGUCGGUCGCGGUGGUUUCUGGUCCUUGGCAGAGUUUCUAAAGCGAUGCCCAGGGUCAGUUCCCACCGGAGAAAGCGGCCACGGGUCCGUGUGUGGCCUGAACCUCGGGGCGGGCACUGUCGCGACGCUUGGCCCGUGUUCCGAUCUCGGGAGGACGGGUCCUGUGUGAACGGCCAGCGUGGGCGCCUCGGUCGCCUGCUCCUGUGCGGGAAGUGUCCUCAGCAGCGGUGCGCCGCGCGGGCUCGGUCCGCGGAGGGAUGGAACACGGAGCGUUUUCUGCCUCCUCGCACGUGCCCGGCCCGUUUCGGGGCUGAAGCUCCUGGUGUGUACCCCAGUCUCUUGGGCUUAUUUUUAUGGCUCUGCUUUCCGGGCUGCAGCGUUUUCAGUCACUGCGUUUCGUUGUUGACGUUUUUACAGAGCAAGGGGUGGCAAAGUUGCUGCAGGAAUUUCGUUAGUCGUUGCCAAGAGUUUUCACAGCAUCUUGUCCCGCUUGUCGCCCUUGGACCCGGACACACCCGGCUGUCACUGUCCCGCGUGCCUCCAGCCUGCCUCAUGCAACAGGCUCCUUUGUUGCAAAAGCACUUUUAACGGGUGGAUCCCGCGGGAGCGCACGUCUCCCACCCUGGGAAGGGGACUCCCAGAGACCCAGAGAGCUGGUUAUUCUUUAUGUCUUUAAAGAUAAGCAGGCGUCCGGCGGCGUUGGCCACCAUGGAGUUCCCCGUGCGGGCAGGGGAGCCCGCGCUUCUCCGGUCCCGGGGUGGAUCUGGCCUCCUCCGCCCUCCUCCAGGGCCAACUCCGGGGGCUGGCGCGCCGGGCAGGAUGACAGUGAAGUUGGGCGACGGCGGCAGCGGGGAGGACGGGCUCAAGAAGCUGGGUAAGCGGGCGGCCGAUGAGGAGUCCCUGGAAGGUGAAGGGGCCGGCGGCGCAGACGCGGCCGAGGAGAGCAGCGGCACAAAGAGGGAGGAGAAGAGCCCCCGGGCCGGUGCAGACGGCACCCCCGCACCCCCCAGCGCGCCCCAGGCGCCGUCUCCGCCGCAAGGCAGCCCCCAGGACCAGCACCACUUCCUCCGGUCUAGCGUGCGGCCGCAGAGCAAGAGGCCCAGGAAGGACCCUCCGAACGCCGUGGGGAGCGGCAACGCCGGUGGUCCGGGGCCCCGCGGAAAAGGAGCCGAAGGUGGAGGAUCAUCAUCUGGAAAUGUGUCUGGGGUUGCCUCUGCUGCCCCUGCAGGGGCCUCGCGCUCCUCCUCCCGGAACUUAGGGUCUUCUGGUGGUGAGAAAGAAGAAGGCAAAAAGGUCCGGCGGCAGUGGGAGUCGUGGAGCACCGAGGACAAGAACACCUUCUUCGAGGGGCUGUACGAGCAUGGGAAGGACUUUGAAGCGAUUCAGAACAACAUUGCCCUGAAGUACAAGAAGAAAGGCAAGCCAGCGAGCAUGGUGAAGAACAAGGAGCAGGUCCGCCACUUCUACUACCGCACCUGGCACAAGAUCACCAAGUACAUCGACUUUGACCAUGUGUUCUCUCGAGGCCUGAAGAAGUCUUCCCAGGAGCUGUACGGCCUGAUCUGCUACGGCGAGCUGCGCAAGAAGAUUGGGGGCUGUAUGGAUGACAAGAAUGCAACAAAGCUGAAUGAGCUCAUUCAGGUUGGGGCCACCACUGUACGUUACAAAGGGCGGAACCUGCGGAUCAAAGCGCCCAUGUGCCGGGCCCUGAAGAAGCUCUGCGAUCCGGAUGGCUUGAGUGAUGAAGAGGACCAGAAGCCAGUGCGCCUGCCCCUGAAAGUUCCCAUAGAGCUACAGCCACGGAACAACCAUGCCUGGGCCCGCGUGCAGAGCCUUGCCCAGAACCCGCGCCUCAGGAUGAUCGUGGAGCUGCAUCGAAAGGUCUCCAGCCUCAUCGAGUUCUUGAAGCAGAAGUGGGCGCUCCAUGAGGUGCGAGUUAGGAAGACACUUGAGGAGCGGCAGCUGCAGGACUCUUGCUCCCCACCGAUGCAGGAGAAGGUGACUCUGCACUUGUUCCCAGGCGAGAACUGCACGCUGACACCACUGCCAGGCGUGGCCCGUGUGGUACACUCCAAGGCCUUCUGCACGGUGCACUGGCAGGAGGGCGGCCGGUGCAAGCAGAGUGCCAAGGAUGCCCAUGUGCUGCCCCCAGCCCAGAUUCUGGGCAUCCAGAGUGGGCAGGGCACGGCCCGGGGCCAGGUGAAAUGCCCGAGGGGCGGAGCUGAGGGCAAGGGUGUGGGGCGGCCCCCUCCUGCGGCUGAUGCCUCGCAGAGCUCCGGAGAGAGUUCCCCCGAAAGUGCCCCUGGGGAAGGGGUCAUCCUAAGCUUGAGUAGCCCGGAUGCUCCCGACAGGCCUCCCCCCAGGCACCAGGACACGGGGCCAUGUCCUGAGAAGACCCCUACAGAAGGCAGGGACAGCCCCAUCCGGGAGCCAGGGGCCUUGCCAUGUGCCUGUGGUCAGCUUCCAGACCUGGAGGAUGAGCUCUCGCUCCUAGACCCCUUGCCCCGCUACCUGAAAUCCUGCCAGGACCUCAUUGUCCCGGAGCAGUGCCGCUGUGUAGACAUGCGGCCUGGGAGCGAGCAGCCAGCUCCGGGCCGGGCAGCCUCCCCAGAGGUGCUGGCUCCUGUCAGCAAGGAGCCUGUUGACCUUGCCCCUGCUGGGCCGGCCCCAAGGCCCGGCCCUGGGCUCUUGUCGGAUGUUUGCACUAAAGACUCGGCAGAUGCACCUGCAGAGGAGGUCCAGGAAAAGGGGAGCCCUGUCGAGCCUCCGCUGCCUCAGGGACAGCCUGUCGCCAGACCCCCAAAGGAGGUCCCUGCCAGCCAGCUGGCACAGCAGCUCCGUGAGGAGGGCUGGAACCUGCAGACCUCCGAAAGCCUCACGCUGGCUGAAGUCUACCUCAUGAUGGGCAAGCCCAGCAAGCUGCAGCUGGAGUACGACUGGCUGGGGCCUGGCCGCCAGGACCCCCGCCCUGGCUCCCCAGCCACCACCCUCCACAAGCAGCGCCUCCUCAGCUGCCUCCUGAAGCUCAUUUCCACCGAGGUCAACCCCAAGCUGGCUCUGGAAGCAAACACUGUCUCUACAGUGAGGCCGUCCCAGGAGGAGCAGUCAACAACGCCCCCAGGGAAGGUGGUGACCGUCAGCUCUAGAAGCCCCCGCUGCCCUCGGAACCAGGCCACCCUCCGCAGCAGCAAGACCUUCCCGCCCAGCUCUGCACCAUGCCCCUCAGGUUUGAGAAACCCUCCAAGACCCCUCUUGGUGGCUGGUCCCGCCAGCACAGGAAGCAGUGACUCAGAUGGCAGCCUUUUUGCUGUCCCAACAACCUUGCCACCCAACAGCAGACACGGGAAGCUCUUCUCUCCCAGUAAAGAUGCGGAGCUGACUUUCCGCCAGCAUCUCAACUCCAUCAGCAUGCAGUCGGAUUUCUUCCUGCCAAAGCCCCGGAAGCUGCGGAACCGACACCUUCGGAAGCCACUGGUGGUCCAGAGAACGCUGCUCCCUAGACCGUCAGAAAACCAGUCCCACAACGUUUGUUCCUUCUCCAUCCUGUCUAACUCUUCGGUCACUGGGAGAGGUUCGUUCCGGCCCAUCCAGUCUUCUCUGACCAAAGCAGCUCUGUCUCGGCCGAUCGUGCCCAAGGUUCUUCCACCCCAGGCCACGAGUCACCUGGCCAGUACUGUCGACUUAGCAGCUACGAGUGCCGGCAUCCUCCCCGGGAACCCCCUCCCUGCCUUGGACACCGAGGGCUUGUCUGGUAUCUCUCCACUGUCUUCAGACGAGGUGACAGGUGCCGUCUCUGGGCAGGACCCCACUGGAACUCAUCAGAAUGGAGACGCCCUCCCCACCAUGGGGGGCUCGGACCCGUUCAUCAGCAUCCCUUCGAGACCCGAGCAGGAGCCAGUGGCGGACAGUUUCCAGCAGGGUUCUUCUGUUCUCUCCUUAUCUGAGCUGCCCAAAGUCCCUCUCCAAAAUGGCCUCUCCGCACCGCUGUCCUCGGCAGAGAGCUCCAGCACCCGGCUGUCUCCACCAGACGUCUCUGCUCUGCUUGACAUCUCCUUGCCCGGCCCGCCUGAGGAUGCGCUGUCCCAGGGCGAGUCUGCCACACACAUCAGCGACUCCAUCAUCGAGAUCGCCAUCAGUUCCGGCCAGUACGGUGAAGGUGUUCCUCUUUCUCCAGCAAAACUGAAUGGCAGUGACAGUUCCAAGAGCCUUCCCUCCCCAUCCAGCAGCCCCCAGCCAAACUGGAUUGCCUCUCCCACCCACGACCCCCAGUGGUACCCCAGUGACUCCACUGACUCCUCGCUCAGCAGCCUGUUCGCAAGCUUCAUCUCCCCAGAGAAGAGCCGGAAGAUGUUGCCCACUCCCAUUGGAACCAACAGUGGCACUUCCUUGCUUGGCCCCAGCUUGUUGGAUGGAAACUCAAGGGACUCAUUUGUGUCCAGGUCCCUGGCUGAUGUCGCAGAGGUUGUGGAUUCCCAGCUGGUGUGCAUGAUGAAUGAGAACAGCAUCGAUUACAUUUCUCGGUUCAACGACCUGGCCCAAGAGCUGUCCAUCGCUGAGCCUGGCCGCCGAGAAGUUCUGUUUGAUGGUGGUGGAGGCGGCCCCCCUGUCAGUGACUCGUCCCAGUGACCACACGUCCUGGUGGCAGACGAAGCCCUCUUCCAGCUAGAGAAAAACAGAUCAAGCCCAGGAGCCCCAGAGGAUGGUCUGAACAGAGGCAUCUCCGCACCCAUGACUGUGCAACAGGCAGGAAUGUGGUCACAGAGCUGCUUCCCCACGAGCAGCAGGCAGUGGCGUCCCAGGAGACCAGGACGAGCUCUUGGGCAGGGCCGACGUUAGAAAUGGCUGUGGUGCUGGAGCAGGUCUUCACCACGCCCGGGCCCACAUUACGGUCUGCAUAGUGAUUCCGUUUCAGCCCAAGCUCUUCCUCGAUUGUUGUGUUGGAUGUAACCGUGGUGUUUCUUUCUGAGACAAGGGAGUGUGUGUGCCUUGGUAUAGUUGCCUCGUGCUAGGAGCUGUGAUCUACCACUGCAGGGAGGCCCCAGCUCCUGCUGCUUGAUUUUUGCCAAACCUGUGCCAUGCUUCAUCUGUACCCUCUGUGGAAUGUAACGGGCAGGACAGUUGGUUGUGGCCUAGGCUUGUGCCGCGUGGUGUCGCACCCUGAAGCUGCAAGCGCACAGAUGCUGAUCCCAGGGCUGCUGAGGAGUCCUGGGGCCCUGGGCUGGUGCCUCUUCUGUUUAUAGGUUUUGUUUGAUGUCUCUUAACAGGAAGUGGGGCAACAAGAGUCCUGUGCUAUGCAGGUUAUGUGGACUUUACAUGGGACCCUGCUAAGCUGGUUGAAAAUGUUUUUCUUGUGUUUUAAGGAUUAGGAGACAUGGAAGAGGAAGAACAAAGUCCCCUCUGUAGUUGGUUUCCUUCCUGUGUCCCUUUGUAAGCUUCCAGGUGACCCGAGGUGUCAUUUGUUUCUACUAACGUGACCUCUAAGCACUAAUAGGAUUACCACAAAAACUUUCCCGAUAAGUUCUGAAACUCGAUCCGUGACUAUUUGGCACUUAGGACAAGUCCACCUUUGCAGGGAAAGUGUCUUGUGGGCACGGGUGUGGGCAUACCUGACGUGUGUUCAGUCCCUUUGUACCUUUGCCUUGAGACAGCUGUGUCUCCUUUCCAUUUGGGACACCCACACAAGGGCCCAGACGUCUGGGUGUGGUCACACGUCACCAAAUGUAUGCCUUGGUGGUGGUUUUCCUCCUCGCACCCUUUCAGGUGGCCAGCAUUCCUACUGCAGACUGCCUAACAUCCAGUCUUUCCCAGGAUGAAGCUAACAAGGGCCCUUUUGCCUUCUCAGCCUCAGGAGUUCCAAGCACAUGAGUCACUGUCCAGCCACAUCCAGUAUGGCCUGGAGCUGCUAAGAGGUGCUGGGCAGGCCAUGCCUCUGCUGCCAUCGCUCCCUUCCUGCCUCAUCCCCCACAGUAGCUGGGAUUGAUUGUGCUUUCCUAACCCACUUGGACCUACUCUUCCUCUCCCCUCACACAUGUGGCAUGUAAGGCCAGCCCUGGCCCCUCCCGUUUCUCUCCCCCUCCACAAUGGAGACGGUGAAAAGAAGGGAAAGACCUUGGGUGUGGACAAGCAGGUGGACACUCUCCAUCCUGCAGUCUCACCAGUCCACUGUCCACCACAGCCACUGUAGACCAUUGGGAGGACGUGGAGAGGACAGUGGACUUCCAGGCAAGGGCAUCCUUCUUGUGUCUUACGAGUUUUUCUUGGAGCUCUUGCCUGAGCUGGCUUCCCUCAUUCAGACCUUAACAUGAGAUCUUAAGCAAACAGUCCCAGAGCUCUUGGAUGUGGAAAAAAAAACUUGGUGCCCCUUGAUUGGGAGAGACAGCAGUGUUUGAGCCGCAACAUCUUUAAACAUGCUUGUGUUUUUGUGCUUAAUAUAUCAGCUUCUGAAAUUAGCAUCUCAUGGAGCCAGAGAAAGAGAAGUAGAUCUCCCUCUGGGCAUCUGACUUUGCUGUGUCAGGGUUAGGCUACCAGGCCGAGUUUAGACCACUGCAAGCUUUCUCAUACUCCCAUGGGCUAGACCAGAGAUGCCAAGUCGUAACAGCAUUGAGCUGCAUGCGCUGUGCCAGGGACAGCAGGGUUCAUAACUUGCCUGUCAGGGCACCUGUUACUCCCAAGUGCGGUGGAGCUUUGAGGUCGGGGUCUGCAUGCGCUGUGCCAGGGACGGCAGAGUUCAUAACUUGCGUGUCAGGGGCACCUGUUACUCCCAAGUGCGGUGGAGCUUUGAGGUCGGGGUCUGCCUUUGUAGACUCUUUAGACAGUAUCUAUCACUUGGUUCUGCAGGGUGGAGCCACGCAAUGACUGUAGCCACUGCCACCCAGUGGGUAGGUAGAUGGGUCAGGGAGGACUCGUCUCCUGUAAUCAAGCUGACAGGGUUUUAGAGGAUUCUGCUUCUCUAGUAACCGGACAGGUGGUAACGCAUUUGCUUGCCACGUGAAGGGGAAAUGGUGUCAUUUGUUGGAGAAAAACAAUGGCUGCAUUUUCUCCUCCCUUCCACGAACACUGAUGUACAGAAAGAGGCGACUGUUCAAGGCUGGAGUUUUUGAAAGAUCCAAACAGAGAAGCCUUCCACUUCCUGUACGUUCUGCCUUUCUAAAGGAAGCGGCGAUCGGCUCGGCAUGAGCCUGUGGCUUCCUUUGUGCAUUCGAGCAUGCUGUAAUUAAGAUGAGAUCAGCUUUUAGAAAAAGCUUUCCCAAACUCUUAGGUUGUCUGAUCCACCUUUCCUGGAGACUGGGGCAGAGUGUCUGUGGUGCAGGGAAGUCGGUCCUCUGGCCUCGGCUCUGCUGUGGAUGUGCAGUGAUGCGCGAGAACUGCGGUGCCUGCAAGGACACCGAGUUCAUGGCUUCCGGGCUGUUUGGUCCUUCUGUGGCUUGUAGCCCGAGGGUGCCAGUUCAGGGAGUGGGGUCUUGGCAGCGUUUCCACAGUUGGUCUUGCUUUGCUCCCACCUCCGGGUGCUAGGCAUCAGGGCCGUGACCUCAUUUCUGUGAUGGCCCUUUUGAAUAGCAUCUUUUGUUUUUUUGUUUUUUGUUUUUUUGAGACAGUCUCACUCUGACCAGGCUGGAGUGCAGUGGUGCUAUCUCAGCUCACUGCAAUCUCUGGCUCCUGUCUUCAAGCGAUUCUCCUGCCUCAGCCUCCCAAGUAGCUGGGACUACGGGCAUGCACCACCACACCGUCUAAUUGUUUGCAUUUUUAGUAGAGACAGGCUUUCAACAUGUUGGCCAGGAUGGUCUCAGUCUCCUGACGUUGUGAGCCGCCUGCCUCGGCCUCCCAGAGUGCUGGGAUUACAGGCAUGAGCCACCACACCGGCCAGUCUGAUAGCAUCUUUAAUCAGAUCACAGCAUUGAAUUCAAACUCUGCCAAGAAAGUCGGGGGGCAUAAGGCCCCGAAGCGACAGAGGAGGACCUUGGGCUCGAGCAGAUGCAUUUGUCAGGAAAUACGGCACUUUGUCUUAAGAAAACAAGGAAAGAAACCUGCAGCACACCCUUUGCGGCCGUCAGCGCUCUGCUGAUGUCACAGUGGCCGCGCGUCCUUGGGGUGGGUGAGGUGUGGGGAGUCGAGCCCCUGGCCCUGCCUCCUGCGCCCCGCACUCCUCUCCCUUCUCAGUUAAGCCAUAGCGAGGCCUCUGCUCGUUUCAGAUGUGAAUUUGUUUUAUAGAUUAUAAAUAUGCAUAUACAGUGUAUGUAUAAAGCAGAAUGCCUGCCUUUCCUGGUUAUUUUUUGUACCAUAUUGUAAAUUAUAUUAUUUAUUCUUUACCAAUUUUGGGAAUAAAAGGUGUUUUGGUUAUUUAAUAUAAUAAACAAGAGCUGUUAAACUUCUGUUUAAAUUUCCAGUUCAACUUGUAAAUGUUUUUAUUGUGCAUAAAUACAUACUAAUGUUGAUCUAA